AUGCAUGAGAAAGACCGCGUAUCUGAGAGUGGCUUGGAGGGGGCGCAGUGCGCAGCCCGCGAGCGUUUGCGAAAACGCGCAAAGACGAUAAGAAAGAUGGGUGCUGCAGGCGCUCUGGGAAUGAGCGAACUCUACGCGAUAGUAAAGAAAAAGCCAAUAGUCAACAUACUACGAAAAGGAAUACUGAGCAAAGCCCUGAAGCCAGGGGAGGAAAACUGGGAGCGCAACUGCGAAAUAGUUGAGUCCCGGGUGGAGGAGUUCAUACGGACCGAGAAGAGCAGGCAGAGCUUGGAAACCGCAGAUGUGGUAAAAAAGGCUGAUCUUUAUGGGAAAGGCCGCAGUAUUGAGGAAAAGCUGAGGAGCAUGUACAUAAAGAGGCUGGAGGCUCAGACACAUGUGGAGGCUGGAAAAGGGAUUGAGAAGGAGGCGGUAGAAGGCCUCGAGAAAAGCCUUGCUGAAGGUUCGAGCAAGGCUGGGGACAGAAAAAUUGCAAAAGAGGCCAAAGCAGAAGCCCUGCCAAGAACGAGCGCCAAGCAGUGCCGUGGCAUGAUGGAGCGGCAGGAGGGCCGGCUUCUUUUGUGCUAUCUGUGCGGGCGGGGCGGACACGUGGCCAAGCGAUGCUUUAGGGUGGUUAAAGAAAAUGCUCUCCAGAAAAAAGCCAAGGCCUGCGUGGAGAGCGCGCUUCUAAGCAGGCCCGCAGGCUGCGCCGAGCCCCAAGAGGCGGAGAGCUCUGCACAGGCGGGCGGCUUGGAGAGCACGUGCAAAGAAGCUUCGGAAAGGGCCGGCCAAAGCGACUCUACCGGAAGACCUUUAAAAACCGAGCCUUCUGCCACUAAGGCGGAAAGCGCUUUUGAUCUGUCUACUGUCAGAAAGCAGCCGGGAGCGCCGCCUGGGGACAAAAGAGUUUUAGACGGGGGAAUCACCCGCGCUUUGGCUACCGCGCGGCCGGCAAGCGGCGGGUCUGUGGUGGACAUAUCGAAGCUGCAGAAAGAGAACCCAUACCUUGUGCUUAUGCUCAAAUACUAUUUAAAAAGAACAGCCCAGCUGAACUUGGAGCAUUUGCAGGCUAAGAAACGCUGA
Molecule: messenger RNA, 1080 nt
Organism: Nematocida major
Lineage: Eukaryota; Fungi; Microsporidia
Exons: 1
Coding region: 1-1080 (359 amino acids)
Molecular function (GO): nucleic acid binding; zinc ion binding
Source: RefSeq, a predicted model, not a curated record